This is a messenger RNA of Brugia malayi, 144 nucleotides long. RefSeq lists its product as uncharacterized. The record is from RefSeq and is a predicted model, not a curated record. Bases 1 to 144 code for a protein of 47 amino acids. NCBI's taxonomy places the organism in Eukaryota, Metazoa, Nematoda, Chromadorea, Rhabditida, Onchocercidae. The transcript has 2 exons.
AUGUUCCUUCCCGAGCCGAUAUGCGAAAGCCCAUCGAUUAAUUUGGUAGAUGAAAAUGCUAGCGGUUCCGUUACCUUGCCAAUGCGAAGUGUCAGCAAUGCAGUAGCAGUUGCUGUUGCAGUAAUAGCAGUUAUUGCCGCAUGA